AUUUCUCAUAUUGGAAAGCUGAAGGAUUUUCUUCUGCAACACAGAAAGGAUUACAUUAAUGCAUACAGCCAUAUUAUGUCUGAGUAUGUGAGGAUGACGGAUACAGAGCGCGAUCAGAUAGAUCAAGAUGCUCAGAUAUUUAUGAGGACGUGUGCCGAUGCCAUUCAUCAGCUGAGAACAGAAGCACACAAGGGUGUCCAGUCUGCUCAGGUCAAGGAGCACAGAACCGCUGUCUUGGACUUCAUUGAAGAUUACUUAAAAAGAGUGUGUAAGCUGUAUUCUGAACAAAGAGCCAUCCGAGUUAAGCGAGUGAUAGAUAAGAAGAGACUGUCCAGACUUGAACCUGAGCAGAGCAAUGUGUCCAAAUCACCUCUUUCCCCAGAGAAAUCUUCACAGAAUCCUUUAGAUGAUUCUGAAGAAAAACUUUCUGCUGAGGAAAGCAAAGACAGGAAUCUGCCGGAUGCCCAAAGUAACCUUGGAUUAUGGGGGGAUGGCAAAGGUGAAGAUGAGCUGUCACCUGAAGAAAUACAAAUGUUUGAACAGGAGAACCAGAGACUUGUUGGUGAAAUGAAUAAUCUCUUUGAUGAAGUCAGACAAAUUGAAGGAAAAGUGGUGGAAAUCUCCAGAUUACAAGAGAUCUUCACUGAAAAAGUCUUGCAACAGGAAACUGAUAUUGACAAUAUCCAUCAAUUAGUUGUGGGCGCAACAGAGAAUAUCAAAGAAGGGAACGAAGACAUAAGAGAGGCCAUCAAAAACAAUGCUGGAUUUCGAGUAUGGAUCCUGUUCUUCCUUGUGAUGUGUUCCUUUUCCUUGCUUUUCCUGGACUGGUAUGAUAAUUAAUUAAAAGUGUAAUAUUAUCUACAUGCUUUGU
This is a messenger RNA of Charadrius vociferus (killdeer), 871 nucleotides long. RefSeq names its product syntaxin 18 (gene STX18). Gene Ontology annotation, biological process: intracellular protein transport; retrograde vesicle-mediated transport, Golgi to endoplasmic reticulum. NCBI's taxonomy places the organism in Eukaryota, Metazoa, Chordata, Aves, Charadriiformes, Charadriidae. Gene Ontology annotation, molecular function: SNAP receptor activity. The record is from RefSeq and is a predicted model, not a curated record. The annotation marks the transcript as partial. The transcript has 10 exons. Gene Ontology annotation, cellular component: endoplasmic reticulum; membrane; SNARE complex.